AUGAAAGCAGCCACCCUAGGUACUACGCUAUCCAACCAAGUAUUGGAGGACGCCGAGUAUCAAGAACGAAUCGUCAGUAUGGGAGGUAAAAAGAACCGUCAUAAUCAGCGUCUGAUGAAGGCCGACAUCGUCAAGCGUUGGCAAGGCUACCUCCCGCCUCGCGAGAGGAUGCUGCGUUACGGUUGGAGGGACCUCAACCCGGCAAACGAUCUCACGGAAUCAGAGUUGGACCAUCAGAACAGGGAGAGGAUCGAGGCAGCAAAGGGAGCACAAGGUCGACCUCGCGUUGCUGAAGACCGCUUACGCCAGGCCAAAGAGCGUAAGGCUGACCAGGCCGCAAGGAAGGCAGCUCACGUGCAAUGGCGCCGCCAGCAGAAGCAACGAGCGGCCAUCCUGAGGGCCGAGAUGGAGGCAAGGGAUAACGAUCCCCCGGAGAAGUGUUCUGCCCCCGUCGGUGAAUAUCACCCCUUCGAACCCUUGACCGGGGGAUCUCUGCUGGCGAGGAAGAGGAAGCAGCUAAAUCAAUGGAAGAAAGCGAUCGCGCGUACUGGGAGGAACGAGGAGUGA
This is a messenger RNA of Saitoella complicata NRRL Y-17804, 567 nucleotides long. RefSeq lists its product as uncharacterized. The coding region runs from base 1 to 567 and encodes 188 amino acids. NCBI's taxonomy places the organism in Eukaryota, Fungi, Ascomycota, Saitoellomycetes, Saitoellales, Saitoellaceae. The transcript has a single exon. The record is from RefSeq and is a predicted model, not a curated record.